Messenger RNA from Acanthosepion pharaonis, 606 nucleotides. The record is from the annotation of a GenBank genome assembly. Lineage: Eukaryota; Metazoa; Mollusca; Cephalopoda; Sepiida; Sepiidae.
AUGAUUUCUUUUCUAUUAUUCUUGAGGGUCAUUUUCUUCUUUCUGUUUUCUUCUUAUUUUAGAAAUCUAUACCUUGUUUACAUUUUCUGCUUCAUCUAUUUCUUCUCUUCAUCAUUAUCAUUUUUUAAUUCAUCUUCUUAUUUCCACCAAAUUUUAGAAUUAUUUUGUUUUUCCCUUUUCCGUCUAUAUUCUAAUUUCUGCACUUAUUUUUCUUCUGUCGUGUUUCUCUCAUUUUUCUCUCUUACCUUCUGUUGUUUUCAUUAUUAUUUAGUACUUUUUUGCAGUUUUAUUCUUCCUUUCUUAAAAUUUCAUCAUUAUCCACUCUUCUUUUUCUUCUCUUUUUUUUUUCUCGUACUUUUUUCUUUCUUUUUUAAAUACUAUUUUCUUCUUCUUCUUCUUCUUCUUCUUCUUCUUCUUCUUCUAUUACUACUACUACUACUGCUGCUGCGUCUUCUUUUCUUCCUUCUCCUCCUUUUUCUAUCUUUAUUCUUGCUUUUACAUUCUCUCUCUCUCUCUCUCUCUCUCUCUCUCUCUCUCUCUCUCUCUCUCUCGUUUCGAUUGCUAGUAUUCUAUCUCAAUACUUUGCUUAGUUUCUGGGAAAUGUGA